AUGAAUUGCCCUUCGCGAACCGAUGAUACUCUCGAGCACCCGGGCUGGAACCAGAAUCCGCCCGCGCUGAAUGGCGACAUUACCACCCGAAACGAUUUCAACGGCAUCGCCAAUUCCAAGGUGCAUCGGAGGCAUGCGUCAGGAGGAAGUGGAGAGCCAGGUGAAGGGAUUAUGGCCAUGAAUCACAGACCGAAUAGUCUAGAUGGCAACGAGCCCGAGAUGGAGAAGAAGACCCCGGGCGAAGUGGUCGCUGCCACUUCCCGGGAUCAAUCGCCUGGGAGGAGCAGCGGAUCACCUCGCCGUCCUUUCAAUACAACAACUUUGUCUUUCUUUCUCCGUCUUGCUCAGACUGUCAAGAAAUUUGGUCGCUUCGUGGGCCCCGGAUUCCUAAUCGCCGUAGCUUACAUUGACCCGGGGAACUACUCCACCGAUGUCUCCGCAGGCGCAGAGUUCCGCUAUGCUCUGCUGUUCAUCGUGUUGGUCUCCAACUUGUUUGCCAUCUUCCUCCAAUCGCUGUGCAUUAAGCUCGGCACAGUGACGGGGCUUAAUUUGGCAGAGAACUGCAGGGAGCAUCUACCCAGGUGGCUGACCCUCAUCCUGUAUGCUUUUGCGGAGGCUGCCAUUGUGGCAACCGACAUCGCGGAGGUUAUCGGAUCUGCAAUCUCGCUUAAUCUCCUCCUGAAAAUCCCCCUCGUGGCCGGAUGCGCAAUCACCCUGGCCGAUGUUCUUUUCAUUCUGAUCUUCUAUAGGCCGAAUGGCGCCAUGUGGGGGUUGCGUCUAUUUGAAUUCUUCGUCAUGCUUCUAGUCCUGGGAGUUGUGAUAUGCUUUUGCAUUCAGCUCGCUCUUAUCAAGGAGCAAUCGGUUGGCGAUGUGUUCCGGGGCUACCUGCCUUCGUCCGCCAUAGUGCAAUCCGAAGGUUUGUACCAAAGCUGUGGAAUUCUCGGUGCGACAGUGAUGCCUCACUCCAUGUUCCUCGGAAGCGGGGUGGUCCAAUCGCGCCUGAAGGAAUUCGACGUUACGCAAGGCUACGUGGAUCCGUCUGUCUGUCUUGGGAGCACUGGCGGAGAAGUUGAAUACAGGCCUUCCAUCCAGGCCAUCCGGGGAUGUUUAAAGUAUUCCAUCAUCGAGCUUACCUUGUCCCUCUUCACAUUCGCCCUCUUUGUCAACAGCGCCAUUCUCAUCGUCGCCGGUGCCUCCUUGUACGGAACGUCGGGGGCUGAUAGUGCAGACCUCUGGGGCAUUUACAAUCUUCUUUGUAGCUCCAUCGCCCCUGCUGCAGGACUUAUAUUUGCACUGGCCCUUCUCCUUUCAGGAAUCUCCGCUGGCAUCGUCUGUACUAUGGCGGGCCAGAUGGUAAGCGAGGGAAUGCUGAACUGGAGCAUGAGACCUUGGCUCCGCCGACUCAUUACGCGAUCGAUUAGCAUCAUCCCUAGCAUAAUCAUUGCAGGAGCGGUCGGUAAGGAGGGAUUGGAUAAGACGCUAAACGCCAGCCAAGUGGUGUUGAGUGUUAUCCUCCCAUUCGUCUCCGCCCCCCUAGUCUACUUUACCUGUCGCAACCGUUACAUGACCGUCCCGACCGAUAGGAACUUCAGUGGUGAGGAUUCCUCGCCAGAAGGGGUCAAGAUGAGAAAUAACUGGUUUGUUACUGGCAUUGCUAUCGUUGUGUGGGUAAUCAUUGCCGUCAUGAACGUGGCUUUGCUUGUCCUUGUUGGGCUAGGCAAGGCCUGA
Messenger RNA from Aspergillus ibericus CBS 121593, 1728 nucleotides. Its product is annotated as NRAMP family metal ion transporter. The transcript is spliced from 3 exons. Gene Ontology annotation, molecular function: manganese ion transmembrane transporter activity; cadmium ion transmembrane transporter activity. Gene Ontology annotation, cellular component: membrane. NCBI's taxonomy places the organism in Eukaryota, Fungi, Ascomycota, Eurotiomycetes, Eurotiales, Aspergillaceae. The coding region runs from base 1 to 1728 and encodes 575 amino acids. The record is from RefSeq and is a predicted model, not a curated record. Gene Ontology annotation, biological process: iron ion transport; intracellular manganese ion homeostasis.